AUGGGUGGCGAUCCCAUUAGAAUUGAGGAGGCACCGUUUAUGGCGAUUUUUAAGAGGCGAGACCAGGAAUACGGUUGUGGGGGUACCAUAGUCCACAAACGAUCUAAUAUGGUAAUUGUGGUGGGCACAGACAGAGUACAAGGAGGACAGUACUACGACAUUAUGGCAAGCUAUCCCCAUCCAAAAUUUCAGCGAGACUAUGACGUAGUCGUGCUUAAGCUAGCUAAGGACUUGCUGUUCAGCAGCAAGGUACAGCCGAUUCAAAUGGCCGAGCGCGGUAUGGAUAUCAAUGAUGGCGCUGUAUUGAGAGUCAUGGGGUUCGGAAUGACAGAUCCAAAUGACGUAAGGUCAUUUUAA
Molecule: messenger RNA, 357 nt
Organism: Leptosia nina
Lineage: Eukaryota; Metazoa; Arthropoda; Insecta; Lepidoptera; Pieridae
Source: the annotation of a GenBank genome assembly